AAGUUUUGGGCUUCGGAAUCCGAAUCUCUCAACUUUCAAGGGCACCCGCCUCGCUCGUCUAGCCAAACUGAAUCACUAAACGGGGCAUCUCGUCGUUAAUCACCUGUAAAACAGGAUGGCCCCACCCACCGUUUUGGUUACCGGAGGAGCCGGCUACAUUGGUUCCCACACGGUUCUGGAGAUGCUCAACGCGGGCUACAACGUCAUCUGCGUGGACAACCUGUGCAACGCCUACAGCAGUGGAGCGAAGCUACCGGAAGCUCUCAGCAGGGUGCAGGAAAUCACCGGGAAGAAGGUCCACUUUUAUAGGGUGGACAUUACGGACCGGGAGCAAGUGCGCUCCGUUUUCCAGGAGCACAAAAUCGACAUGGUGGCCCACUUUGCCGCUUUGAAGGCCGUCGGCGAGUCCUGCCGCAUUCCACUGCAGUACUACCACAACAACAUGACCGGCACCAAUGUCCUCCUAGAGGCCAUGGCCGACAACAACGUGUUCAAGUUCGUGUAUAGCUCCAGUGCCACUGUCUACGGCGAGCCCAAGUUCCUGCCCGUGACCGAGGAGCACCAGACGGGCAACUGCACAUCGCCGUACGGUAAGACCAAAUACUUUACAGAGGAGAUUCUCAAGGAUCUGUGCAAGUCGGACAAGCGCUGGGCUGUCGUCUCGCUGCGCUACUUCAACCCCGUGGGCGCCCACAUCAGCGGGCGGAUUGGCGAGGACCCCAACGGCGAGCCCAACAACCUGAUGCCCUACAUCGCCCAGGUGGCAGUGGGCCGCCGUCCCAGCCUGAGCGUCUACGGCAGCGACUUUCCCACGCACGACGGCACCGGCGUGCGCGACUACAUCCACAUCGUGGACCUGGCCGAGGGCCAUGUGAAGGCGCUGGACAAGCUGCGCAACAUCGCGGAGACGGGCUUCUUCGCGUACAAUCUGGGCACCGGCGUGGGCUACUCGGUGCUCGAUAUGGUGAAGGCGUUCGAAAAGGCCUCUGGCAAGAAGGUCAACUACACGCUGGUGGACCGGCGCUCCGGGGACGUGGCCACCUGCUACGCGGACGCCUCGCUGGCGGACCAGAAGCUCGGCUGGAAGGCCGUGCGCGGCAUCGACAAGAUGUGCGAGGACACGUGGCGCUGGCAGAGCCAAAACCCCAAUGGCUAUGCCAACAAGUAGUUCCUGAGCUACUGCAUCGUCAGGUAGCAACUUCUAUUUGCCUCUAGUUGUGUAUAUUUGUUUACAAAUUUCGUGUAUUAUCCCCCUUUCCCCUCUUUUUUCGAUGUGUGCCCGUGUGUGUAUGUAAAUCCAAAGUACUUUGUAAUUAAAAAAGGCUUUUCGCUGUUGUCAUGUAA
This is a messenger RNA of Drosophila takahashii, 1344 nucleotides long. RefSeq names its product UDP-galactose 4'-epimerase (gene Gale). Gene Ontology annotation, biological process: beta-D-galactose catabolic process via UDP-galactose, Leloir pathway. Gene Ontology annotation, cellular component: cytosol. Lineage: Eukaryota; Metazoa; Arthropoda; Insecta; Diptera; Drosophilidae. Gene Ontology annotation, molecular function: UDP-glucose 4-epimerase activity. The record is from RefSeq and is a predicted model, not a curated record.